Messenger RNA from Durio zibethinus, 2237 nucleotides. Its product is annotated as serine/threonine protein phosphatase 2A 57 kDa regulatory subunit B' kappa isoform-like. Gene Ontology annotation, cellular component: protein phosphatase type 2A complex. Gene Ontology annotation, biological process: signal transduction. Lineage: Eukaryota; Viridiplantae; Streptophyta; Magnoliopsida; Malvales; Malvaceae. The record is from RefSeq and is a predicted model, not a curated record. Gene Ontology annotation, molecular function: protein phosphatase regulator activity.
UUAUAAACGUUAAAUGAAAAAGAGGAUAAAUUAGUUACAUAAUUGAAACUCGAAAGUAAUUUAACAGAGGUAAUUUUUCCUAAAAACAAUUUAGCAGCUCAUUAUUACAUGAUUAAAAGUAAUUCUCUCUUAUUAAAUUCCUUUCACUAGAUAAAGAACAUCUUAAGAUUAGUUUCCCUUUGCACCUCCUAACAAAAAAUCAAACAAAAACUUAAAAAGGUGCCACUGCAUGAUGAAUGGUGAUUAAAGUUUUUAUUGAAGAGUGAUCGAAAAAAACGUGAGAAAGGAUGGAAACAAAUACUCAAGGAGAUGACUAUAAUCGUGCGAAACAACAGUGUCCCAAAUUAAUCAUUAAUUAUUACGUCCUUUGGUGGAAUGACUGGCGCCUGCAAUUUUCUCACAAAAUGCCACACCUAUCAUUCUCUUCAACCGAGGAAUCCAACUCUUCAUCUUUCAUGGAGAUCCAACAGCAGCAAACUACUCUAUUUUUAUCAUUUACAAACUCAAACUCUAACCCAAUUUCUUCCUUGACCCUGAAACUAACGAGAAAGCAAAAUGCUGUCUUUAUCUAAAGUCUAAACCAUUUUGAGAAUAUUUCUUUUUCACUUCCUUCUUUGUUUAAAACUUCUUGUUUUAUUUUUCUCUUCCAAUUCCCCCAAUCUUUGACAGCUCAACAAAUACAGGCAGUUUGUGUUGGAAGUUGCUUUGUUGCCAUCAUGCUCAAACAAAUUCUAAGCAAACUCCCUCGGAAGUCACAAAAAUCUGACACAUUAGAUUCAGCUGGAAUUGAUUCUGGUAACCAUACUUCUAACUCAGGCAAUGGAGUUCAAUGUACAAAUAUUGGGAAUAGUAUAUCAAGUCGACUAAGUGUUGUUAAACGGGUGUCUUCGGCUGUUUUUCCUGCUAGCAUUAUGGCUGGAGUGGAAACAGUGGAGCCCAAUCUACCUUUCAAGGAUGUUUCAAAUCCACAGAAGCAGAACCUGUUUAUCAGUAAAUUGAAUCUAUGCUGUGAGGUUUCUGAUUUCAGUGAUCCAGAUAAAACUACUGCUGAGCAAGAUCUUAAACGCCAAACAUUGAUAGAGCUUGUUGAUUUCGUUUCUUCUGGGUCUGCAAAGUUCAUCGAACCAGCAAUUGCUGCAAUGUGUAAAAUGUGUGCCAUUAACCUGUUCAGAGUUUUUCCACCUAAAUAUCGUUCUAAUAGCACUAGUGGUGAAGCAGAAGAUGAAGAGCCAAUGUUUGAUCCUGCCUGGUCCAAUUUGCAACUUGUUUAUGAUCUACUUCUUCGGUUUAUCAGUUAUAGUUCUCUUGAUGCAAAGUUGGCAAAAAAGUAUGUAGAUCAUUCUUUUAUUUUGAGAUUACUUGACCUCUUUGAGUCUGAGGACCCCCGAGAAAAAGAUUGUUUGAAAACAAUUCUGCAUAGGAUUUAUGGCAAAUUCAUGGUGCACAGGCCCUUUGUGCGAAAAGCUGUUAGCAAUAUCAUCUAUCAUUUUGUUUUUGAAACCGAAAGGCAUAAUGGUAUAGCUGAGCUCUUGGAGAUUUUUGGAAGUAUUAUUAGUGGGUUUGCUACACCAUUGAAGGAGGAGCACAAGAUGUUUUUAUGGCGAGCUCUUAUUCCCCUACACAAACCAAAAUCAGUGGGUGUUUAUCAUCAGCAAUUAGCAUACUGUGUUGUACAGUUUAUAGAUAAGGAUCCAAAGUUAGCUAAUAGUGUGAUUAAGGGACUGUUAAAGUACUGGCCGGUUACAAAUAGCCAGAAGGAGUUGAUGUUUAUAAGUGAGUUAGAAGAGAUUUUGGAGAUGACUAGCAUGGCUGAGUUCCAAAAGAUCAUGGUUCCACUGUUUCGGCGUAUUGCUUGCUGCUUAAACAGCUCCCAUUACCAGGUGGCUGAACGAGCCCACUUGCUAUGGAACAAUGAGCACAUCCUUAAUCUUAUUUCACAUAACCGCCAGGUGAUUUUUCCUCUUAUCUUUCCUGCACUUGAACGCAAUUCCCAGAAUCAUUGGAACCAAGCGGUGCUUAACCUGACACAAAACAUAAGAAAGAUGUUUUCUGAGAUGGAUGAAGAGCUUGUGCUUGCCUGCCAGCGUAAGUUGGAGGAGGAAAACUCCCAAUUGAGUGAGGCGGCCGAGAAGAGGAAACUAACAUGGGAACGCCUGGAAAAUGCUGCUGGUUUCAAACCUGCGGCUGCUAACAUCAUUCCUCCUGUAAAACCAGCUGCAUGCCCUGUUGCCUGUUAA